AACGACAGCCCCCAAAAGUCCUCCUACUACGAUCGCAACCUCCGACAAGGACCCGCCCUGAUCAGAGCGCGCAAGCCCUACCUCGCAAAGAACCUCGCCGUCGGUGCCGGACUGUGGUGCUUCGUCGGCGCAGUGUAUUGGUACACGAUCAAGGCGGUCGGUCAAGACGAGUUUGAAGAUGUCAAGGUUCCUGACGCCCCGAGGCAGCCAGCAAAGUCCAACUAG
Messenger RNA from Colletotrichum abscissum, 225 nucleotides. RefSeq lists its product as uncharacterized. The annotation marks the transcript as partial. Gene Ontology annotation, cellular component: mitochondrial inner membrane. The transcript has 2 exons. Gene Ontology annotation, biological process: mitochondrial respiratory chain complex IV assembly. The record is from RefSeq and is a predicted model, not a curated record. Lineage: Eukaryota; Fungi; Ascomycota; Sordariomycetes; Glomerellales; Glomerellaceae.